This is a messenger RNA of Trichomycterus rosablanca, 2172 nucleotides long. It is a transcript of the gene meltf, whose product is annotated as melanotransferrin. The record is from RefSeq and is a predicted model, not a curated record. Lineage: Eukaryota; Metazoa; Chordata; Actinopteri; Siluriformes; Trichomycteridae. The coding region runs from base 1 to 2172 and encodes 723 amino acids. Gene Ontology annotation, cellular component: extracellular region; early endosome; plasma membrane. The transcript has 16 exons. Gene Ontology annotation, biological process: iron ion transport.
AUGGGUGUGUGGACAGCACUGGGAACACUGGUCCUCAUCGCUCACUGUGUGUGCAGCCAGACCACCACUAUAAGAUGGUGCACAGUUUCUUCGAAGGAGGAGAACAAGUGCACCGCCAUGGCCACGGCGUUCAGCAGCGCGGCGAUCCGGCCCACGCUACGCUGCGUCAGCGGCACGUCAGUCACCGACUGCGCUCAGAAACUCACGACAAACGAAGCAGAUGCGUUUUCCGCCCCCGCCAAAGACAUUUAUGAGAUGGGAAAGAAAACCGCCUUCAAAAUCGCCACUGCGGAGUCCAGUGCUGACGGUGAAGGAACGACCUACUACUCCGUCGCCGUGGUGAAGAGGACCAACACGGAUAUCAACAUUAACAACCUGAGGGGGAAGAAGUCGUGCCACACUGGUUACAAGCGCACCACCGGGUGGAACAUGCCCAUCGGAUAUUUGAUCGACAGCGGGAAGAUGUCGGUCAUGGCCUGUAAAGUAGAAGAAGGUGUUGCUGAUUACUUUAUUGCCAGCUGCAUUCCCGGGGUACCAGACAAGACCUCGUCUCUGUGCCAGCUCUGUGCUGGAGACGCAUCAGGAGCCAACAAGUGUGAGGCCAACAACCACGAAAAAUAUUACUCCUAUAACGGAGCCUUUAGGUGUCUGGUCGAUGGCGCAGGAGACGUCGCUUUUGUUAAACACACCACAGUGGGAGAAAACACAGACGGUAAAGGUGAUGUGUGGGCGAAGGACCUCCUGUCCGUGGACUACCAGCUGCUGUGCCCAGACGGGACCCGCGGUCCCGCCACCGACUUCAAGCGCUGCAAUCUGGCCCGAGUGCCGUCCAGAGGAAUCGUGGUGCGCACCGAGAUCGACGGCACCGUGGUGUUCAACAUGCUGCGUGAAGGACUGCAAAAGUCGGACUUUUCCAUGUUCUCCUCGGUCGUAUAUCACGGCGAGAACCUGCUGUUCAGCGACAGCUCGGCGAAAUUCAUUCCCACCGGAACCGAGGACUACGUUCAGUGGAUGGGUGUGAAGUACUAUAACAUACUAAAAGCCAUGGACUGCUCCAGCGCUGACGUCCCUGAGAUCCUGCGCUGGUGCGUGCUGUCUUCUGGAGAGCAGCGGAAGUGUGAAGACAUGGCCCAAGCCUUCCAGAAAAAGGGACUCGCUCCCAAAAUCCAGUGUCUGUUUGGAUCGUCCAUAGAUGACUGCCUGAAGAAAAUUCAGAAUAAAGACGCGGACGCUAUCACACUCGACGGAGGCUACGUCUACACUGCAGGGAAGGAUUAUGGUCUGAUCCCGGCUGCCGGAGAGAGCUACACAGGCGACAGUGACGGCAGCAUCUACUACGCCGUGGCCGUGCUGAAGAAAAGCAACAGAAUCAUCAACAGGUUCAGCGACCUGAGAGGCCAGACGUCCUGUCACACCGGCUAUGGCAGGACCAGCGGCUGGAACAUUCCUAUCGGCCUCCUUAUCGAGAAAGGACUCAUCAGACCACAGAAGUGCCAGAACGCCCAAGCUGUAGGCGAGUUCUUCAAAGCCAGCUGUGUACCCGGUGCAGACCAGGCUGGUUUUCCCAGCAACCUUUGCUCACAGUGCAUCGGAGACUCCAGCGGUGACUAUAAAUGCGUCAAAGGUCAGGAUCUGUUUGACGGCUACAACGGAGCCUUUAGGUGUCUGGUACAAGAUGGAGGCGAGGUCGCCUUCGUGAAACAUUCCACCGUUUUCCAGAACACCGAUGGCAACGGUACCGAACCUUGGUCUCUUAACCUGAACUCAAAGGACUACCAGCUACUCUGCUCUCAGGAUUCCCGCGCCGAGGUCACUCAGUAUAAACAGUGCAACCUCGCCCGCGUCCCCUCCCACGCCGUGAUGGUCCGAACCGACACCAACCCCAACGUCGUGUACGGUCUGCUGGAUAAAGCCCAGCAAUUCUACGGAGUGAACGCUGUCUCGGGCUUCAAGAUGUUCGACUCCAGUCAGUACGAUGGAUCGGAUCUGAUCUUCAAGGACUCGACGGUCAGCAUUAUCGCUGUGGCUGAGAAGAAGACCUACAAGUGCUGGCUCGGUCAGCAGUACAUGGACGCUCUGGUAGCCAUGGAGUGCACUGGCUCUUCAUCAGCGCUGACCUCUCGCCUGCUGCUCGUCGCUCUGGCUGCGUUCAUCUCUCUUCUGGUUUAUUAG